Messenger RNA from Kluyveromyces marxianus DMKU3-1042, 831 nucleotides. RefSeq names its product Yih1p (gene YIH1). The record is from RefSeq and is a predicted model, not a curated record. Gene Ontology annotation, biological process: regulation of translational initiation. Gene Ontology annotation, molecular function: protein binding. NCBI's taxonomy places the organism in Eukaryota, Fungi, Ascomycota, Saccharomycetes, Saccharomycetales, Saccharomycetaceae. Gene Ontology annotation, cellular component: cytoplasm. The transcript has a single exon. The coding region runs from base 1 to 831 and encodes 276 amino acids.
AUGGUGUUAAGCGAUGAUGUCAAAGACGAAAUAGACGCUAUAGAUGCUAUAUACCCAGAUCUUUUAACAAAGGUCAAUGAUGACAGAAUUAAAAUAAAAGUCCCACAACAUGAGAACUUCACUCUACAAAUUUCAUUUCCAACGGACUAUCCUACCUCAGAGCCACCACACCUGGUUGAGGUGAGCACUUCUACAAAAAUAUCUAACCUUUAUGAUACAAAAUAUCUACUACAUUUAUUCUCGGAAGUCCUUGAUUCAGUGUUCCAUCCAGGACAAGUUUGCAUAUUCGACUUUUUAACAGAAUUGGAUGGUGUGCUUUACGCAGAAGACGACACUGACUUAAGAGCUGAUACGGCGAGUGAUGAAAUUUCAGACGGUAUUGAAAACUUAAAAAUUGAUCCGUUUGAAGGAUGGAUUGCCAGUGACCCAAUUACCGAUAGAAAGAGCACAUUCAUUGCAUUUGCUACCAAAGCGGACUCUGAAGAAGAGGCCUUCACAAAGCUGGACUUGUUGAGAACGGAUAACAAGAUUGCAAGAGCGAACCAUUUGAUGAUAGCUUGGAGAAUUAAGGGCGAAAAUGGGGUUAGUUUUCAGGAUUGUGACGAUGAUGGUGAGACUGCUGCUGGUGGUAGAAUGUUGCAUCUAUUGACCGUAAUGGACGCAUGGAACGUAAUUGUUGCAGUUGGAAGAUGGUUCGGUGGGGUACAUAUCGGGCCUGAUCGUUUCAAGCACAUAAACUCUACUACAAGAGAAGUCAUAGUGAAGGGGAACUUUGCAACGCCCGCUACCGGUGGUGGUCUCACGAACAAUUCGUCCAAGAAAAAGAAGUAG